This is a messenger RNA of Scylla paramamosain (green mud crab), 330 nucleotides long. RefSeq lists its product as uncharacterized. The transcript has a single exon. The record is from RefSeq and is a predicted model, not a curated record. NCBI's taxonomy places the organism in Eukaryota, Metazoa, Arthropoda, Malacostraca, Decapoda, Portunidae. Bases 1 to 330 code for a protein of 109 amino acids.
AUGCGAAUUAAGCCUAAAUUUAGGGUAACUGUGUUUGCAGCCAAAUUGCCGCCUCUCUCCAUGGCCCACCACGCCCACCGAUGCAAGCCACCUCAACCACGCCCUCUCUCCCCACACUCCUCUCACCCACGUCCCCUCUCUUCCACUCCCUUGCUGGUCCUGCACAGCCAUUCCCUCCGCACCCCUCCUCCCCACACCCACAGCCUCCACACGCCGCCCCUCCACACCAGCCCCGCCCCACCCCUGCACAUUCUACCACUCCACACAGCUCCCCUCCACACCCCGUCCCUCUACACCCCACCCCUCCACACCUUCUCCUUCCUUCUCUAA